CGAGCGAUUUAUCCCCCUGACCUGAUCCCUUUCAUCUCCUAUUUCUCCUGCAUUUGCAGUUUGCCGAUAGAGAGGCGAUUCAAUUGGCACUCGUCCUUCUCUUUUUUUUUUUUUGGAUAAUGGUGAAAAUGCAUUACCAAGGAAAUACACCAGGGGUGUAUAGGCACUCGUCCUUCUCUUGCUAAAUGUUCGUUUCGGAUCCUGUCAAUUUCUCGCCUUAGGUUUCCCAGAACUGAAAUCCUUCAUCUUCCCGGUAGAAAACCGCCAUGACCGAGUUGGGACAAGCAAACGGGAAACGGAGCCGCAAAGAAGAAGAUGCUACUGCUGACAGGUCAAGCCAUCUUCCAGACUCCAUUAUUCAUCACAUCCUUUCGCUGCUCGAUGACACCAAGUCCGCCGUCCAGACCUGCAUACUGUCCCAAUUGUGGCGAUCCUUCUGGAAACAUGUCCCCGUCCUCACCCUCCAUCGACUUUCCUUCCAGAAGUACUCGAGCUUUUGCAGGUAUGUCGACGAAGUCUUGUCCCUCCGCAAUCCCCUUAUUAAUGCCCGCAAGAUCAUCUACACCGACAAGGAGCGUUACGAGAACAUAGACCGUAGAUUGCUGAUUAGGGUUAUCCAAUACGCGGCUUCCCAUGGCACUCAACUUCUGGUGCUUGACGAGGAUACAGUCCUGGCCAGUUCGGUGGAAGAAGAUUUCAGAUUCUCCCAAUUCUUUGCCCCGAUUUUGAAUUCGAAUCUCAAAACCCUAGAAUUUAGAGGCUAUAUGGUCCUGGACAGCGGGAUGGGAUCUCCUGGUUUUCGGAAUGUGACCACAUUAGACUUGGACCGCUGCGUGCUGUAUUCUGAUGCGGAAGAGGAAUGGGAUCCUGAUCCCUUUUCUAAUUUCCCUUGUUUGGAGAAUCUAGUUUUGAAGGAUUGCUACUAUGGCUCUACUUUUUACAGUGGCAACAGGACUCUGAGGAUCUCGGGGCUCAGUUUGCUUAGCCUGAAACUCGUGGACAUGGAUGAUGGUAGUAGUAUUGAAAUAUUUGCCCCGAGGCUCAAGUUCUUCAGUCUUUCUAGUCAGGGGCCGUUCAAAGGAUUCAAAAUUAUAAGUGUUCCUUCUCUUGAGCAUUCAUAUAUCAAAGCUUACAACUUCUACCACGACAAGGGUGGUAGAAAGGAAUUGGUGCAGCGACAUUUGAUCUCCUUGUUCCAAGCUUUGAAUAAUGCAAAAGCUCUGACGCUGCAUUCCUGGACCAUCUCGGUACUGACUGAAUUUUAUGAGUUACUGGAACAACCCUCUCCGUUUAAGAGAUUGGAGUCGUUGAUCGUGGAUGGUGACAGUAUACCUUGCAAACUAAUAGGUUACUUCCUUAAAGGUGAUAUGAAAAUAGGGCAUCACCCAGGGUUGUCAAUCCUUAAAAAAUGCCAUUUAGCACUUGCCCAUCCUGAAGAACUUAGCCGUUACGAGGAAGAAGAGAUCGAGGGAAAGUGAGGGAAGCUAGCAAAACUGUUGCUGCUGGUGCAGGGAAGAGGGGCAAUGGUGGUAGUGUGGGGUCUUAGCCAAGGUCGGACAGAGCAAAAAUCAGCAUAGAAUGUGGAUUGUGUAUGUGUAAGGGCUAUCUAUCUUCUGACAUUUCCUUAUUUGAUUCUGCUGUUAGAGUUUCUUAGUAGUGGAUGACAUCCAUAUUCAUAAGAAUGUGAAGCUUUUUAUUUUACCUCCAAAGCAGUAGGAUAACCCGCUCGUUUUCUUGCUGUAGUAGGAAGAAUCUCUAUCGACCUUGGUAAUUACUUUCUUAAAAGGGUCUGCUAGUACAAAACCAACUGUUGAGUUGGUUGAUUAUUUUGUUAUAGUCUCUGAUUACAUUAGGUAAGAGUUUGGUGUAUCCUUUUCUUUCAGGUUUAUGAAUAUGUUGCUUGGACAACCUAGGUUACUUAUAGGUUCUAUUUGAUUAACUGUGAUAUAUAUCAUGUUAUCAAAGAACAGUGCCAUUUUUUGUAAUCGAUUAGCAACAUUCUUCGACUUCAGGUAUCUUUGAGUGUUGCUCAUUGUAUCAAUCCGUGGUUCUAAUUCUUACCAUCAAGAUUGAUUUGACCCGAAGAGGAAUUUUACAACAUGCGUAAAAUUGUGUUCUAUGAGCAAUCCAAUUGCAUUAUAUGAAGAAUUGACUCCAGCUCAACUAAAAGACCUCAAAAAUUGUGUUCAUUGUGGUAUUAUAUUCAAAUAAAAUUCACAAUUUUUUUCUGAAAUAAAAUAGGCCAAAAUGA
Linum trigynum is the source of this 2251-nucleotide messenger RNA. NCBI's taxonomy places the organism in Eukaryota, Viridiplantae, Streptophyta, Magnoliopsida, Malpighiales, Linaceae. The record is from the annotation of a GenBank genome assembly.